AUGACUUUCUUCCGUUGCCGACCUUUUUCUUCUCUCACGCAGUGGCUCACACUGACCAUGGAGGUUGCCACAACAGCUUCUAGCUUCGCACUCAACAAGCCCAUGUUGGCAUUGCCGUCUUCGUCUCGAAUCGUAACCCCUAUCAGAGCCAUGAGCUCCUCCACCUCCUCCGUCAGGACCUCUCUCUCCACCAACUUUGUUGCCCCUUGUGCCGGAAUCAGCAGCGCCUAUAGCCAUUUCUCCGGCCACAAGCUCCGACCCUCCUCCCUUAACCCGGCGUCAUUUCGUGGCUCCAACGCCAAACGAGGAGUCGUUACCAUGGGAGGUGAGAAGUUGGGUUAUGAGACUGAGGCCUUUGCAAUUUAUGACGUGAUGAGGUAUGUCAAGCCUCCUAUUUUUACUCUUUGUGUUGGUAAUGCUUGGGGAGAAGCAGCAUUGCUUUUGGCUUCAGGUGCAAAGGGAAACCGCUCUGCUUUGCCAUCAUCAACAAUAAUGAUAAGACAGCCAAUUGCAAGGUUUCAAGGUCAAGCAACAGACGUUAACCUUGCAAGAAGAGAAGUCAAUAAUGUGAAGACUGAAUUGGUUAAAUUGUAUGCAAAGCAUAUGGAAAAGUCACCUGAGCAGAUUGAAGCUGAUAUUCAGCGUCCAAAAUAUUUCAGCCCUAGAGAAGCUGUUGAGUAUGGUAUCAUAGACAAGGUUAUAUACAAUGAUAGGGGGUCUGAAGACCGUGGAGUUGUUUCUGACCUUAAAAAGGCACGGCUUAUUUGA
This is a messenger RNA of Sphenostylis stenocarpa, 768 nucleotides long. Lineage: Eukaryota; Viridiplantae; Streptophyta; Magnoliopsida; Fabales; Fabaceae. The record is from the annotation of a GenBank genome assembly.